AUGCGCACCAGCUUAUUGUCAACCUCUUUACUUCCUUUUGCGGGGCUCAUCGUGGGAGCGACCGCUUGUGAAGACCAUUCCCUCCCCCAGCGACCCGCCCCUGCCGAUGGGUAUGACUACAUCGUCGUCGGUGGUGGUCCUUCGGGGAUCAUCACGGCGGAGCGCCUAGCUGAAGCCAACAAGAAGGUCCUGCUCUUGGAGCGCAGUGUGACAGGUCCGACUGUCGCCACGGGGAGGCGUUUCGGUCAACUAUAUGGUCUUUGUUCACCCUCCAACCGUGAUCUUGACGACAAGUGGCCGCAGGGGUGGAAGUGGCAAGAUGUGCAAGCUGGAGCGGAGCGGCUCUAUCUUCGCAACCCUGGUAGUAGCCUGCUCUCCGCUGACGGCCAGCGUUACGACCAGGUCUUGUACAACAUUCUCGCCAACUUCUUUUCCCGCCUUGGCCGGCGACCCGUGGAUAUGAGCGCCCAACGCAAUGAGAAGCAUGAGGUUUACAGCCGCCCUGUUUGGAAUGUCGAAGAUUAUAAACGUGCGGGCCCACUCCGCACGUAUUUACCAUGGGCUCUGCAACGUGAGAGCUUCUCUCUGCGUAUGAAUGCGAUGGCCACACGCGUGGUCCGGGAGGGCAGCCGCGCCACGGGCGUCGAACUUAUCUACGCGGAUCGCAAUAAUGCUACUGAGAUUAUUCCCUUAGCACCUCGGGGCCGUGUGGUGUUGUCGACCGGCGCCUUGUCCUCGCCACGAAUCCUCUUCAACUCCGGCAUCGGCCCGAGCGUCCAGAUUGAGACGGCCCGACGGAGUGGCGUUGCUGUCCCGCCAACUAAGGACUGGAUCGGUCUGCCCGUCGGGGUAGGCUUGAUGGAUCACCCAAUCUUCUCUAUUGUCGUCAAGACAAACGGCACCUUCAACGAGCUAGAUACCGAGGCUAUCCUGAAUAGGACAGCUACAGGUCAAAGUCAUGCCUACGAGGACCUGAACGCAGGAGUCGAUGGUAUUACCAGCUACUACCAGGGCUCGUGUACUCCCACUGCCGAGGGUGUUGUGACUAUCACUGCCUAUAUGACCCACGGACUGACAUCUACCGGCGUGCUCGGGCUUGAUACCUCGCAAAAAACGAUCUUUCAAGUCUCUCCCUACCUGCAAACAGCUAGGGAUCGCGAGGCGGCUACCCUGUUUGUGCAGUCAAUGGUGGAUGCCAUCAUCGCCCCUGGGACUGGACUCGAGCUUCAGGAAUACACCAACACCUCCGCAAUCCUGAGCUCCCUCACGGCGGGCAUUCACUAUGCCGGUACGACGAAGAUGGGCCUUGACGACGGUCGCUACCCCAACGGCACCGCAGUGGUGGACACCAACACGGAGGUGUACGGAAUGGACAACCUGUACAUCGUGGAUGGUGGUAUUCAUUCGGACCUGGCCUCAGGCGACAACCAGGCCUACAUCAUGGCCGUGGCUGAAAAUGCCGUGCAACGGAUUCUGUCUCAUCCGGAUGACGAGUAGUGGCGGGUAGGAAUUGGUCUGGUGCUGGGGCUGUACGAUCUUGCAACUAUCUACCCAUCCACAACCUUCGCCGCACGCAACUGGCGUUGCUGUUUUCUGGCAUUUUGUGUCUCUCUUCUGUUUGGGUUCUAUUCGUUUCACAAGCAGCUAAGGUUAUAUCUUAGUAGCUAAACACCGGCAGGUAGUGGCCUGGUAGCUGUCCAUCAGCUCAAGUUGCUACCCCUCAGACAACCGGGUGCGCACUUGCAGCUCACAAUUUCAAUACAAUGCUUUAUUGUUCUUAU
Messenger RNA from Aspergillus uvarum CBS 121591, 1781 nucleotides. RefSeq names its product FAD/NAD(P)-binding domain-containing protein. The transcript is spliced from 4 exons. Gene Ontology annotation, molecular function: oxidoreductase activity, acting on CH-OH group of donors; flavin adenine dinucleotide binding. NCBI's taxonomy places the organism in Eukaryota, Fungi, Ascomycota, Eurotiomycetes, Eurotiales, Aspergillaceae. The record is from RefSeq and is a predicted model, not a curated record. Bases 1 to 1497 code for a protein of 498 amino acids.